Lineus longissimus is the source of this 1774-nucleotide messenger RNA. RefSeq names its product trehalase-like. Gene Ontology annotation, molecular function: alpha,alpha-trehalase activity. The transcript has 10 exons. The record is from RefSeq and is a predicted model, not a curated record. Gene Ontology annotation, biological process: trehalose catabolic process. Lineage: Eukaryota; Metazoa; Nemertea; Pilidiophora; Heteronemertea; Lineidae. The coding region runs from base 8 to 1774 and encodes 588 amino acids.
AUCAGCAAUGCCCGCUGAAGGUCAUUUCCGAAUUUUAGGAUGUGUAUUCCUCCUUGCCCGUCUUUCUAUUGGACAGCAUUUGAAGGACUCUCCGGCCUGUGACAGACCCGUGUACUGCGAUGGUCCCCUUCUAGAGGCGAUGCAGGCAGCUCAUUUCUUUAAUGAUUCUAAAACAUUUGUUGAUCUGAAUAUGAAAGCUGACGCAGAUGUCGUUCUCUCUGCAUUUGCGAACACGACCUCGUCCAAUGAUAACAUUACCAGAAAAGCACUCAGAGAAUUCAUGGAGCAGUACUUUGAAGGUCCUGGAAACGAGUAUGAAGACUGGGAGCCAUCUGAUUGGACAUCAAGACCUGCCUUUCUUGGCAAGAUCAAGCAUGAGCCGUACAGACGCUGGGCAGCCGAUCUGCACGCUUUAUGGAAGGAUCCGGAGCUGGGCAGAAAGGUAAAAGAAGAUGUCCGACUACACCCCGAGCGCUACUCCUUACUUUACUCUCCCAAUGCGUUUAUCGUGCCCGGAGGUCGCUUCAGGGAACUCUAUUAUUGGGACUCGUACUGGGUGAUCCGCGGUCUGCUGCUCUCAGAGAUGAAGGAAACUACCAAAGGGAUGCUGGAGAACUUCCUCGCUUGGGUCAAAGAAUUUGGUUUCGUGCCCAAUGCAGGCAGAGUGUAUCAGUCUGGAAGGAGCCAGCCUCCAUUCCUCAGCCCCAGUUUCGCAGCCUAUCUGGAAGCGACCUCUGACAUCGACUUCCUGAACCAAAGUAUUGGAACCCUCGAGGAUGAAUACAACUUCUGGAUGACAAAUAGGAGUAUUCUUGUUGACUAUGAGGGAAAGAAUUACACUAUGAACAGAUAUGACGUCAAGCUAGGCAAACCUAGGCCCGAGUCAUUCCGCGAAGAUACUGCCACUGCUGCCGGAUUGACAGAAGACGAUGCAGCCGAGGUUUAUGCAGACAUCGCUUCAGCCGCCGAGGCUGGAUGGGGAUUCUCCACAAGAUGGUUUGCCAGAAACAACACGUCACUUACAACAAUAAGAACAAGAGAAAUAAUCCCAGUCGACUUGAACGCCCUCUUGUGCUGGAAUGAAAGACUAUUAGGGAAAUUCCACCGGACUUUGGGAGAUUCCAAAAGAGCGGAAAUGUUUGAGAAAAAAGCUCUGGAAAGGCAGACGACACUGAUGAAGUUACUCUGGGACCCGGAUGCAGGUAUCUGGUUUGAUUGGGACUUGGCGGCCAAUGGGCGGAUCCCCGUUUAUUACGUAUCCAGCUUCUUGCCGUUGUUUACUGGUUGUUAUGGUAACGAGAAAGGAACUGAUAAGGAAGAGAUAGAGAGGAAAGUGCUUGAUUACAUAAAGAGAACAGACCUUUUGGACUUCAAGGCCCCCAUCCCAACGUCGCUCAUCGAGUCGGGGGAGCAAUGGGACUUCCCAAACCUCUGGCCGCCAACUCAGCACAUGCUCAUUGAAGCCCUCGAUUCAAGUUCCCUGUCCGAGGCGCGGGAGGUAGCCCACUUCCUCGCCGCCAGGUUCCUUGCUACAGCCCUGGUCCCUUGGGAGAAGAGUCAACACAUGUAUGAGAAGUUUGAUGUGAGAACGGACACUCCCGGUAGAGGGGGUGAAUACAAGGUACAGAUCGGCUUCGGAUGGACAAACGGUGUUGCGAUGAUCCUAUUGGACAAGUACGGCUAUGACGUAGGCGUGACGUCUGAGGCGAUGUUUUUGUAUUCAAACAACCUACUUAUCUUUGUGAUCUGUGUUGUAAUAAAGUUGUUGCUUUGA